AUGAGGAAUAUAAGGGUGAGUCGAAUGCUGCAGCUGUCCUUCGUGCUGAUGGGACUCUGUCAGGCCCGCCGAGACCAUCCACCAGGCGAUCCCUCUGCAUCACAGGAGUCAGGUGAGGUCCCUGUGUCCCAGCUCAAAAUGCUCUCGCUGGGUCUGGCUCACCUGCUGAAGGGGGUGGAGGAGAACGCUGGGAAGCUGGAGCAGCAGGGAGAGCGAGUGGCAACAGAGUUGGACGGGGCCACCAGGAGUCUGGAGAGCCUCCGAAAGCAGAGUUUGCAGACAGGACGGACUCACAGGCAGGUGAGGAAGGACCUGCAGGUGAUGAGUGCCAGGGGUGACAGGAUGCGGAGGGCAGUCAGAGAUCUGCAGAAAGGGAUGGAGGAACUGGAGACGGAGCAGGAAGCCAUGCAGCAACAGAUGAACCGGAUCCUCCAGGGAGUGAAGAGCCUGACCGAGCCUAGAUCAGAGGGUCGAAGACAGCUCAAUAUCAGAGCCAUGAAGGUGAUCGUAGAUAAACAGUCGAGACGGCUUGCCAGUCUGACCUCUGAGGUUUCAGCCCGAGAUAGAAUGAUUGACAGACGCCUGAAGCACAUUGAAAACCUGGAGAAACAGGUGUCUGAGAACCUCCCAGCAGUGCUGCAGGCAGAUUGUGACACCAACUGUGUCCAAUGAGCACAGCUGCAUCAACACAGUAACUCUGAGCGAAUCCACUCACAAGCUGCAAUAAUUUUUCACUAUU
This is a messenger RNA of Scomber scombrus (Atlantic mackerel), 739 nucleotides long. RefSeq lists its product as uncharacterized. The coding region runs from base 1 to 672 and encodes 223 amino acids. Lineage: Eukaryota; Metazoa; Chordata; Actinopteri; Scombriformes; Scombridae. The transcript has 4 exons. The record is from RefSeq and is a predicted model, not a curated record.